UACGGAAGCAGGAAGUUGUUUGUAUAAGGUCCUCACAGGAGAGCUGCGCUACACUUCAGGCUGUAAAUCUCAUGGCUUUGGUAACAUAUUUUGAAGUAUUAAGUACUUGAUGCACAUGGUUUGGUAUGCCGACGUUUCUUGAACUUUAUCAGGUUGAAAAUAUUACGUUCGUGGCUCGUGCCGAUGCAGAAUUUAACAUUGUUGUCAGCAAGCUGGACCGCUUGCUUUAAAUGAACUAUAGGUUUCCACUGAAUUUCGCUCCACACAAUAAGAAGCAGGAUGUCUCCGGUGCCCACAGUGAGACUGUCAGGAGGUCUGGAGAUCUGUCGGGUCCUGAACGGGAUGUGGCAGGUUUCUGGGGCUCACGGAGCCGUGGAUAAAACCAAAGCAGUUAAAGACAUGCAGGAUUAUGUGGAUGCUGGUCUGACCACAUUUGACAUGGCAGACAUUUAUGGACCAGCAGAAGAAAUAUUUGGACAGUUUAACAGCAAGCAUAAGGUCACAUCCUCUGGGGACGACAUUCCAUCUCUGCAGAGUCUGACCAAGUAUGUUCCAAGACCAGGACCAAUGGAGCGCAAGGUGGUGGAGAGGGCGAUACAGCGUUCCAUGACCCGCAUGCAGGUGGACAGUCUGGAUUGUGUUCAGUUUCAUUGGUGGGACUACAGAGACAAAAGAUACCUGGAUGCACUGGGUCACCUGUCUGACAUGCAGCAACAGGGACUUAUACGAGAGCUUUCCCUCACUAACUUUGACACCCAGAGGCUGGAGGAGAUAACCAACAGAGGCAUCCGUAUCUCGAGCAACCAGGUUCAGUACUCUCUGAUCGAUCAGCGGCCUGCAGCCAAAAUGGAGCAGUUCUGUCUUGCCAACAACAUUCAGCUCCUGACUUACGGCACCCUGGCUGGUGGUCUACUUUCAGAACGUUAUUUGGGGAAGGCAGAGCUGAAGUCCAAGGAGGAGCUCUACACCGCUUCACUCUCCAAGUACAUGAACAUGAUCAACAGCUGGGGUGGCUGGAGCCUUUUCCAGGACCUCCUUGUCACCUUGGAUAUGAUUUCCAAGAGGCACGACUGCUCAAUGGCCAGCCUGGCAACACGUUAUGUGUUAGAUCUCCCUGCUGUGGGCGGGGUCAUUGUUGGCUGUCGGCUAGGCGUGGAUGGGGCAGGGAAGCACAUCAGUGACAGUCUGCGGAGCUGCAGUCCUGACCUGAAGCUGACAGCUGAAGAUAUCACCGCCAUCAAAGCAGUGACUCAACGCUCAAGGGAUCUGUCGGCGCUGAUCGGGGACUGUGGGGAUGAGUACAGAAGCUAAACAUACAGGGUUAUAAACAGUCAAAGGAGGAGUGAUCUAAGAGAAAUAAGAAACAACUCCUAUUGAAAAGGCCCACAGUGGAAUUAAUAAAAUGCUGAUGAGAAGCACUUACCUUUUCAUGAUUUUAACCCAUGUUUAUUUUUACACACAAAAACUGUAGCGUCAGUGCUACUACACAGGGACUUGGAGUUUCAUGUUUUAACUUGCCGUUAUACUUGUUAGAGCAUAUUAAGAUUAUGUUCUUUAAAAAAUAAUUUUACCUAUUGAUUUUAAUGUCAUUAAACAGGUUGAACACAACACAGCAUGCAAUAACUCCACUAGUGGUUUUUAAUGUUACAGAGAAUCUUCUGUACAGGCAAAGAUACAACUGUAAUGGAGUGUAGUAGCACUCAGUAAUAAGUUUUUUGUAGUUCAAGCUUCAAGUUAUAGUUUUUAACUGUUUAACAUGUCAACAAGCAGAAGUCAGCUGAGGCGUUUUAAUCAUUAACACCCAUAAAACAUGCACACCUUUGAGGGAAGCCCCCUUUUAGGUGUGCAAGUUUUAUGGGUUUGAUCUCACAGACUUUGGCCAGUGACCAUGACAGUUUAAUCUCCACUUAGAUCUUAACCAGUUUACACACUAUUUAUGUAGGUUUGGGCUGAGCUGCAUAGACAAAACUGUACAUUGAAACAUUAGUAUACACCAAAGUCUAAGUCUCUGAGCCUUUCUGUUUCCAACUUGAACACAGCAGUUAAAAAUGUUUUCAAGAUUAUUGAUCCUACUUGAUAAACAAGUGUCAAAAUUGAGUGUAAUAAUUCGUGAGGAGCAGCGUAGACAUUUCACACAAUCUACCUGUUGGGAGGAAAUUAAAUUAAGUUGUACAGACAGGGAUUCAAGUUAUGAUGAUGUUAUUGUUAUAUUUUUGAGUUUGGUAGUCUCCAAAGCAGGAGAAGACCUGCUGAAAUGAGGCAAUAUGAUUUAUUGAUCAUAUAGUCUGAUUACUUAAAUCAUGAUUUCUUUACUUGUGCUUCUGUCCAAUAUACUAAAGUAUUUAUUUUAAAGUU
Notolabrus celidotus (New Zealand spotty) is the source of this 2355-nucleotide messenger RNA. RefSeq lists its product as uncharacterized. The coding region runs from base 280 to 1311 and encodes 343 amino acids. The transcript has 7 exons. The record is from RefSeq and is a predicted model, not a curated record. NCBI's taxonomy places the organism in Eukaryota, Metazoa, Chordata, Actinopteri, Labriformes, Labridae. Gene Ontology annotation, molecular function: oxidoreductase activity.